AAAUUAAUUUGUAAUACAAAUUUUUAUUUUUUAAAUUCUAAAUUUUUUAAAUUUUAGAAUUUUUAUUUUUAUCUAAAUUAAUUAACAAAUUUUAUUAUUCAAUAUUAAUUUUAUUACUUAUACAUAAAAAUUUGUAAUAAUUUAUUUUUUAAAGUUCUGAUUAAUAAUAGAUUAAUAAUAAAAUUUAUUAAAAAAAAAUUAUUUAAAAUUAUUUAAAGUUAUUAUUCACAAAAGUUUAUUUUAUUUUCUAUUUUGAAAUAAGUUUAGUUUCUUUAAAACUUAAUGAACAAAAAUAGUUUUUAACAUGAAUUGAAUAUAAUUGAUAAAGUCUAUACUCAAUAAGUUUUAAAGAUAAUAUAUACUUUAUAUAAUUGUACACUAUAUAAUCAUAGUUUUUAAGAUGAUAACAGACUAAAAGCAACAAUAAAUUGUACAGAUAAGGCUUGUUCAAAUAGAACGCACAUUUUCUAAGUAAUAUUUCAGUUUUGUAAAAUAGAAAUCGAUAUAUCAUCCAUAUAUGUAUCUCCACUGACAUAAUCGCUACCAUCAGUGUCAUCAUCGCAUUAUUUCUGAAAGCGCAGUUUGCCUGCAUUAUGGAUAAAAGAAUCGUUAAGUGCCUCCACGCCUCCACUUAGAAGCAGGUGCAUCCAGUGGCAAGAUAUAUUUUCAUAAAGGCUGAAAAACUAUCUCACGAGUACUCGCCCAUGAGACUCUUGGAACACAAUCCCAAUCGAACCCUAAUCCAACCACGAUCGGGGAAGGAAAAGGGUUAUCCGUGUUAGUGCGCGUGUCCAAGGGCGUCGCCACUCGCGCCACUUCGUAGGGCGGCGCACAGGGACGCGGUAGUCGCGGUGUGGACGCGACCCAGUGCUCGUGUUCAUCGUUGGAGGAUCGUUGCCGAGAAGAUGAGCCUGGCGCGCCGGGAACCGAAUUAUGAUACAUGUGUCGUCGGAGAACACUCAACGAUACGAUCGUGUAAAACGAAAGGGCGCAGCGUUUCUUUCGAACUUCUUUAAGUCGAAAAAGCUGACGUUAGGUAUGAAGAUCAACGAGGACGAAGAGAUGGAACGUGCUCCGAAAGUCGAGACACCUGCGAUCAUCACGAACGCCUGCAGGCGCAGUGGCAGCGAAAAUGACAACCAAGUAUCAAGGAUUCCGUCGACAUUGAGUGUAGCAGCCGUCGAUGUUGUCGUUGCUUGUCAACCAUCACCGUCGCAUUCCAUUUUAACCUUGACACCUGGUAGAACACGAAACAUCGAUCAGGAUAUGGAGGCGCUUAGGCUAAGUCGACAGGAUAAUCCUUUCCUACAGGUAUUGGCGAGUCGCGAAAGUUUGGUGGAAUCGUUGGAGGAGUCCGAGUCCGAUGACGCCAUCCUGAUGUCUCAGGAAUUGGGUGAUACCGACCCUUUAACUUUAGCCCAAGUGCAUGAGCAUUUGGUCAGAAGUCCACCGCCAGCAUCGUGGCCUCACAGUACGACUUUUCAUUUCCCCCAUCAGAAUCAAACUACAUCUGGGAAGAGCGACAUGUUGGCGCAUUAUAAAAGCCCUUCGAAGACGUCUUCGUGUCGCAGCAACGAUCACGAACUGUCCAAAAGUGAGCCAUCCACGGAUAUUAGAGAUCGCCAUUCGCACACAUUCUCCUUGUUGCAUCCAACGCCGAUUCGUUCAUUAUCAGACGUUCGACGACUUCACAGAUCGGCAGAUGACAGCGUGCAACUGAUGUCGAGUGAAUAAGAUGCAAAUAUGUCACGAUCCGCGGCCGGAUCGAAAUGGUUUUUCAUGUUCAGAACGCGAAGCGUGCUUUGUUGGUGCUAAAAUACCUAUAAAAGUUCCCGAAUUGUUUCAGAAAAGUAUGUCCACGUCGAAGGAAUACUUGAAAACUCUUCACCAAAUUUACGUAUGAUCGCGAUUCAUCGAAAUCGCGAUUUCUCGAGUUGCAAGUCUCGAAAAGGAAUAAUUUUUCGAAGAAUCAUAUAGAAAUUGAUAAACAGAUUGACUUGAUAAUGAAGAGAAUAUUUCACAUUUGCGUCAUUGAUGUGAAAAAAAUUUCGAAUGUUUCGUAUUUUAAGAGUCGUGAGGUGUAUUUACGAAAAGUAUACGACUUGAAAAAGAUUUCUAAAUUAUCUUAUGUUGCUUUUAAAAUAGGAUGAAUGUUCUUUGUUUCAGAAAAAAUGGAAAAAUCUUUGUUGCAAAAUCAAAAAUAUUAUUGUGAAGCUUAAAAUCAUGAAAAAAAAAAUAUUAUUAAAUAAUUUUAUUUCUUUUGAUAUUUUAUAGAUAUAAAUAAGUGAACUGAAAAUAUGUGUAUAAUAAACACAUAUUUGUUAAAUAAACAGUCAGUAUAUCACAAUUUUAAAUAUUCUGCAUGCAAUAUGCUCAUGAUCAACAUUAAAAAUUGUACAUAUAUGCUCUAUGUCAAAAGAAGCGACAUCUAUUUUAUUGAUUUUUCAUAUAAAAUUUUAAGAUUAUUUAUUCUUCGAGAUAGAAAAAUAAUAAAAUUUGGUGAAAUUAUUGCCUGUUUUUUACAAAAAUUUUUUUUUAUUUAUAUAUAAGAUGCCGCUUUUUUCUUACAAAUUAGAAUUUAUUCCAAAAAUAAUUAGAUGAAUAAGAUGCAUUGCUGCAAAAAAAAUUUUAUUACACUCACUCAUGAAUAUAAUAUGAUUAUUAAAAAUGAAGGAAAUUAUAUUUUAUUAAUAUAUAUAUAUAUUUGUUCAAGAUGAAAAAUUAUAUUUAUUUAUAAAUAUUAAUACUGGAGAAUUUCCAUUUUUAUCAUAUACAAUCAUAUAUAAAAUAAUUAUUGGCUUUUUUAUUUUUACUGAUAAAGAAUUCAUACUCAUUAUUAUAAUAUUUUAUGUAUUUAUGAGUGAGUGUUCAAAUUCAAAAAACUUUUGUGAAAAUUAAGCUUUGCUUUAAUUACAAAAUUGUAGUCUGACGCAUUUACCAACCGAGCCUAGGAUAUUCAAAUAAGCGCGUGAUAAAAUAAUCGAUUACUACGUAAUUACAUAAAUAGAAAGGCCUAUAAUUGAUCAAAACGAUUAUCUUUCUUAUUAUUUAAAUUAGAAUGUUUCUGGUUUCUUUAGUAAUUAAAAAAUCAAGCAUGCGUGUUUCAAGUCAAUUCAUACAUACGCAUGUUUGUUUUUAAUGAGGGUUUGAUCACGCAGCUAUGAGAGAUAAGUAGUAAUAAAAUAGUAUUUUAUUUGGAGUAAUAAUAUAGCUUACAAUUAAUUUAAUGAAUAUAAUAAUGAAAAAUAUAUAUUAUCUUUUGUAUUUCAUAAUUUUCAUUAAUUUAAUAUUAUUUAUUUUUUAAUUUAUUAUUCUGUUUUUAAUUUCAUUAUUUAAAAGAUAUUAAAUUGAAUUAAUAAAAAGAAGAGAAACCAUAGAAAAAAAUCUAUAAGAAUUAUACAAGAUAUCUUAACCUUAAGCAUUUUUGCUAUUUAAUAUUAUUAUUACAAUUCUAAAUCUUGAAUAUAAUUAUUAAUUAAUUUAUGCUUCCAUUUAUAAUAUUAUAAUACACUUUAAAAAUGUCAACAAGUGUCACUUUAUAUAACUUUACUUCAUAAAAUUUUAGACAGUAUCAUAUUUAACAAAUUGAUGGUACUUAUAUAUUUAAACAGCAUUUAAAAACAACACAGUAAGUGUUUUAUAAUAUAUAAUGCAAUAUAAUUUUUACUAUAAACAUUUUGCAAAAGUGAAAUACAACAUUUACUUUGAAUAAAUGUAUUUUAGAAUAUUUUAUAUAAUUUAAACGUAUAUUAUUGAUCACUCAAGUUUUUUUAUCUAUAAUAUUAAAACUAAUAUAUUUAAUAUACUUAAAAUAUUAUUUUAUAAAAAUUAUUAAAAAAUAAUGUGUUGUAUUAUAUAUUAUUAAAUAAUUUUUUUGACGUUUCAUCGAAAGAAAUCUCUAAGUUUACAUUGUUGUUGUUGUUGUUAUUAGUCUGUAUUUAUUCUGCACAAAUUAUUUUUUAUCAAUAGCAUAUGUAUUUUCAAUGCUAUCGAAAAAUAAAGAUAGCAUAUAAAUUUCAAAUAUUAUUAAAUAUGAGAAAAUGUAAAUCAUUUCGGAAUAAAAAUUAAUCAUAAUAAAGCGCUGACGAUGCGCCAAAUGUAUAGGCCUGAUCAUAAAUAACAAACUAGAAUAAUCAUAGAUUAAGAAUCUUUUUUUACGCAAAUAAGAAUAGAAGACAUGUUUGUCGCUACUUCGAAUGUUUAGUGUAAUUCACUUUUAAACUCGAAAGUAUUUUUUUAAUAUUGCGAUAUCAGUUCAUACUCUGCACAAAUAUCAACGAGUUAAUUGAAACUUGUCAAGACUAUUUUUGACUUUCAACGCACAUAACCUAUACUUUUUCUAUAUGUUUUAAAGUUGAAACGACAAACGAAUAAUUCUAUUUAUAAUUAAUUGUAGUUAUCAUAUAUUGAAAACAAAAUAUGGUUCAUUUGAAAAAUAUUAUGAAACUAAUUGUUUCUGAAAUUAUAAGUAGUCAGUGGAUGAUUUAACAUCAUAAAUGAAAAAAAUUUUAGCAGGGUUUAUAUGAAACUUUCAAAAUAGUAGCAUGUAAGAAAAGAAAAAGAUCUAAAAAGUUAUUGCAAUUAUUAUUGUAUUGUAAUUAUAGUGUCCAAUUGACUUGGCCAUUGAGAAUUGAGAUUAUUUCUAUUGAUAUGCGAUAUUAGAUACACUAUACAUGUGUAUUUAGAAACUCCAGGCAAUUUUGUCUUCGUCUGGAUACCCAAUAGGUAAAAAUAAAAAAAAAAAAAAAAAUUAGUAGAGAGACCUAUAUAAUAUAAUCUAGUCGAAUAUAACAUAUAUACUGAGGACUGUGUUGUCACUUUUAAGGGAAUAUUAAAUGAAUACUUGUUCGGGUAAUUCGAGUGUUGAAUAAUCAAUAAUGGUGAAGUUAGAUACGAAUAUUAUUUCUAUUUAAAUGAGCUGAAGUUACUUUUGUUGGAAAAUGAUGUUGAAAAAUAAAUACAAUAAAUUCUCGAUUUUAUGGAGCCAAAUUUAUAAAUUUUAAAUUUAAUAAUCUUUAUGAUCUUUUUUAUAACUUUAAUAUUGACUUAAAAGUUUCAAUUCUUAAAUAAUUAGUAACUGUUGUUCUAUUAAUCCUUAGAAUCAAGAGUUUAUUGUAUUUAUAUGAAUCUUAAUAUUAUAUAUAUAUAUAUAUUUUCUUUUUAUUUAACAAAAGCACUUCGGAAAAAAAUUUUAACAAUUGUAUUCUUGUAUCUACAAUUAGUUCAAGAUUAAGGCACGAUUUUACUAAAAUGAUAUAAAAAUAAAUUUUUCAAAUUACGAAAAAAACUAAAUAUAUGUUACUUGUUGUUAAAAAAUAAUAAUUUUAUUUUAAUAUUGCAAAAUAUUUAUUUAAAUUUUUUGCAGCUGUUGUCAUUUGUUAAAUCGAUUUUUCAAAUUUUAUGUGUGUGUGCUGUGCAAAUAAUUAUUAAAACAAAUCUUUGUUUAUUUGAAUUUUUAUCAAAAUAAAAGUUUGAUUCUUUAUAUCUUUACA
This is a messenger RNA of Apis cerana (Asiatic honeybee), 5492 nucleotides long. RefSeq lists its product as uncharacterized. Lineage: Eukaryota; Metazoa; Arthropoda; Insecta; Hymenoptera; Apidae. The record is from RefSeq and is a predicted model, not a curated record.